CAGAGCUUGAAGAGCGCGCAAGGCAAGGCCAGCUUCCGAGUAGUGAUGCCGAACGUUUAGAGGAGCUUCAGUAUCGGCGCACAAAAGAGGCAACGCGAAGUCGGCUAAGUCACUCUAGCCAGGGGAGUAGGCGGAUCCAAACUUCACAGCCAAAGCAGGCGCUUUCCAAAUUGUCUCCUAGUGCUGCGGAUGCACAAGCAGGAUUUUCAGCAUCUUCUAUGACAGCGCCGAAUGCUUUGCCAUCGAUCCAAAGCGAUUCUUCAAUUCUCCACGCUUCGCCGGCGAUUGACGCUCUUACUCUCGCCUCUUCGACGGCAGAGCAGCAGCGCCACGAUGCGCAGGCCGUGGAGCCUCCUCUAUCUCAUGCCUCUGCAUAUUGCACAUACACGCAAGAUGUCUCAAGCUCAGAGGAUGUUGAGCUAGGAAGCCAUGCCAAUGCAUCAUCUUGUGGCACAGGGAGAUCUCAUCCGGUAAGGCAGGCACAAGGUGUCCAGCCUGUAGCAUCAUCAGGGAAGGACACACCAAUCUCAAAUGAUGCACAAGCAUGUCAGUCACUUACGUGCCCCGCUGCUGCCCUAUCAAAGCCUGCUAUGGCGUCUGCGAGCCAAAAUGAAUUUCCCAAGAAGCAGCAGAAGAUGGAGAGUACGAAAGCUUCUGGUAUCUUCACAGGCCUACAGUCUCCAUCAGAUGGAGAUCUAUCGAUUAUGGAGGGUGUCACCAUCAACGGACAAGCUCCUCAGGCAACAGCAGCACUGCCGAAUGGUCAUGUUCGCUUUCAGACUGAAAGAAAGAACACAAGCCAACAACAGUCAUCUGAUGCCAGUUAUGAUGGACAGCGGAUAGCGAGGCUUGAGAGUGAACUUGAACAGAUGCAAGAACGGCUGGCGAGUAUCUUGUAUGAGCAAAGCAAGAAACACCAAGCUGAUAUGGAGCAACUCGAGGGCCGCUUGUCAAGAUCAUACCGACUACAGUUGGAAGGGAUCGAAGCUAGAUUGAAAGCUCGAUAUCAAGAGUUUCGAACACGGUCGCUCAAAGAGUCUGAGGCGAAGCUACUUGCUACCAAGGAAGCUCGAUCCUUUAGUGUUUGACGCCACUCAUCAACUCCUUGUCUGCACACUUUGCGAGCAAGCCGUUUCCCCUGACCACCUUGAAAACCAUGUCAAGCUUUUUGAGCUUCACAAAACUCAAGGCUCCUACAGCAAGGAAUGGGUUGAUAUGGUUCUUAAGCUCUGCAAAGACAAUGGCCUUGAUCCAAGAAUCUGCAAUCUUUCCGCUGGUCAACAAGUCCCAUACAGCC
Protomyces lactucae-debilis is the source of this 1297-nucleotide messenger RNA. RefSeq lists its product as uncharacterized. The transcript has a single exon. The record is from RefSeq and is a predicted model, not a curated record. NCBI's taxonomy places the organism in Eukaryota, Fungi, Ascomycota, Taphrinomycetes, Taphrinales, Protomycetaceae. Bases 219 to 1088 code for a protein of 289 amino acids.